UGUUUGUUUCCCCCUCCCCUACACACACACACUCUCGUUUCCCAGAAUGCAUAGCGAACCUCAGCAGCAAGAUGGCGGACGCUAUGGAGGAGUAUGAGAAAGAAGCUGGCUGCGUCCCUAUUCUCCAUCCAGAGGAAAUCAAACCCCAGAGUCAUUACAACCACGGCUACACCGAGAAUGUCAGCCGUAAGAACCAUGUGGAUGACUACAGCACCUGGGACAUCGUCAAAGCCACACAGUACGGCAUCUUCGAGCGCUGCAGGGAGUUGGUGGAGGCGGGCUUCGAUGUUCGGCAGCCAGACAAAGAAAACGUAACACUCCUCCACUGGGCCGCCAUCAACAACAGGAUAGAUUUGGUCAAGUACUACAUAUCAAAGGGAGCCAUAGUGGAUCAGCUGGGAGGAGAUCUCAACUCCACGCCUCUGCACUGGGCCACCAGACAAGGCCACCUAUCCAUGGUGGUGCAGCUCAUGAAAUACGGCGCAGACCCAUCUUUGAUCGACGGCGAGGGAUGCAGCUGCGUUCACCUGGCCGCGCAGUUCGGCCACACCUCCAUCGUGGCCUACCUUAUCGCCAAAGGACAGGAUGUGGACAUGAUGGAUCAGAACGGCAUGACUCCUCUGAUGUGGGCGGCUUACAGGACACACAGCGUGGACCCCACCCGGCUGCUACUGACCUUCAACGUGUCCGUCAACCUGGGCGACAAAUAUCACAAGAACACAGCGCUGCACUGGGCCGUGCUGGCCGGCAACACCACCGUCAUCAGCCUGCUGCUGGACGCCAACGCUAACGUCGACGCACAGAACAUCAAGGGUGAAACACCGCUAGAUCUUGCCAAGCAAAGGAAGAACGUUUGGAUGAUCAAUCACUUACAGGAAGCGCGGCAGGCCAAAGGCUACGACAGCCCGUCCUACCUGAAGAGACUGAAGAUGGACAAGGAGUUCAGGCAGAAGGUGAUGCUGGCGACACCCUUCCUGGUCAUCUGGCUCGUCGGUUUCAUCGCUGACCUGGACAUCGACUCCUGGCUGAUCAAGGGCCUCAUGUACGCCGGCGUCUGGGUCACCGUGCAGUUCCUCUCCAAGGCGUUCUUCGAUCACUCCAUGCACAGCGCUCUCCCUCUAGGGAUCUAUCUGGCCACCAAGUUCUGGAUGUACGCCACCUGGUUCUACUGGUUCUGGAACGAUCUCCCCUUCGCUACCGUCCAUCUGCCCUUCCUGAUAAACACCGUGGCUCUGUUCUACAACUUUGGCAAGUCCUGGAAGUCUGACCCGGGAAUCAUCAAAGCAUCAGAGGAGCAGAAGAAAAAGACAAUUGUGGAGUUGGCAGAGACAGGCAGCCUGGAUCUGAGCAUAUUCUGCAGUACCUGCUUGAUACGGAAGCCCAUCAGGUCCAAACACUGCGCCGUGUGCAACCGCUGCAUCGCCAAGUUCGACCACCACUGUCCCUGGGUGGGGAACUGUGUCGGAAGUGGGAAUCACCGCUACUUCAUGGGUUACCUGUUCUUCCUGCUCCUCAUGAUCUGCUGGAUGAUAUACGGCUGCAUCUGCUACUGGAGGAUCCACUGCGCCACCAGUUAUGCGAAGGAUGGUUUCUGGCUCUACCUGACCCAGAUCGCCUCCUGCUCUCCCUGGAUGUUCUGGAUGUUCCUCAACAGUAUCUUCCACUUCAUGUGGGUGGCAGUGCUCAUCAUGUGUCAGCUCUAUCAGAUCGCGGCUCUGGGAAUCACCACCAACGAGAGGAUGAACGCUCGGAGAUACAAACACUUUAAAGUCACAGCCACGUCCAUCGAAAGCCCCUUCAACCACGGCUGCUUCAGAAACCUCAUAGAUUUCUUCGAGAUCCGCUGCUGCGGUCUGAUCCGACCCGUGGCGGUGGACUGGACCACGCAGUACACAAUAGAAUACGACCAGACGUCAGGCUCGGGCUACCAGCUGGUGUAGAGGAGGAGGAGGAGGAGGAGGAGGAAGAAAUGGGGGGGAAGGGGAGCAGCUGGAUGGAAGCAAGGAAGGAAGGAAGGAUGGAUGACCCUCCCCAUCCCCCCCAUCCCCCUCUCCAGCGUUCAUAUCACAGCGAUGCUGUUCUCGGGAGCGCUUGCUUUUUUCGGACCAUCUCUCCCACAACCGAUCAAAAGACUUCAAAAAAAAAAAAAUCAGCCAGGACUAGCAUGCUGUUACGGGGCAACACCACACCUACACCCCCCCCCUCUCCGCCCUCACCACCUUUACUACUAUUACUACUACUACUACUAUUCUACAGACUUCAUUACUGCUACCCCCCCACCCCUCCACCUCGCCUCUUCUCCUGAGCCCUUUGGACGGUGCGUCGCUGCCAGGCACGAGACGGAGAGGAGAGAGAGGCCGAGAGGAAUUACAAAAAUAAAAGUUGGUACCGGAGACGUGGCCGCCGCGGAGACGGCAGCACCGUGACGUCGUGGCAGUAUCCCUUCCCCUACUUUAUAUAUCCUUAUUUAUGGUGUCCCUGUUGAUGUGCCCUGUAUGUAUUUUUUUUUGUUUUUGAUUGGUUCAGGUACUUCCUGUGAUAGUUAACCGUGGGAAGCUGAAGGAUGUGUUUUUUUUAAACCAUGAAUCUAUAAUAGAGAUAAGGGAAUGUCUUUUUAAAAGGUCUUGAUUUUUGCACCGUGAUGAGUCGAGCUGAUUUGCCAACAUAGUUGAACUGAUCAGAGCGAAAGCGUCGGGUUCCAGGUGGAGCCGCUGGAGGAGUCCCGACAUGCUGAAAUAUAAAAGCUGGGAUUAAGCGACUCCUCCAGCGGCGACCGCCGUAGACGCGACCGCAGAUAUCCUACAGACAAUGUGAUACAGGUCUAUUUAUUUUAAAAACUAUUUAUAGAUAAAAUAACUAUGUUCGAGAGCGCCAUCGUUUUUACAUUUCACAUCAUUUUUUAGUAGGUUUUUAUGAGAACAAAUAAUUCAACCUGUAGCCGUUUUGACAUGGAAAAGCCCGGGAGACGUUAACCAUAAAAUCUCUAUAUAAUAAUAGACAGCGAGUGUAUUUAUUAACAGCAAGAGUUGAGUGUAAAGAGAAAAAAAGUACGGUUUACAAAGAAAGGUUCAUUCCAUGUGUGUGUUUUCCUCUGUAAAGUCUUAUUUGUUUUGUUUGUCUGCCAACAUUGCACUGAUCAUUUUUUGUUUUGAAAGUUUUUUUUGGCUGUUACUGAACACAAGGGCCCAGCAGCGCCGCUUCACACCGACGCUCCCAUUGUUUACAGAGAAGAUGAAGAGGAGGAGGAGGAGGAAGGCCCAUCAGACAUGGCCGACUCCCAUCACUUCCUGUCUGGACCCCCCGCGCCCGCAAUCAGCAGCAGCAGGAUGGACUGAAGUGUAAAGAAUGUGCACCUUGUACAUAAAACUAUCUUUCUCUGUAACUCUUUCUUUUCGUCAGUGUUAGUUUGAAGGUGCUCCUGGAUUAUUUUUUAUUUUUUCGGGGGGGAUUUCUUCCAAGAAAGAAGAAAAAUCAAGUGACUAUACUCCAAGUGUAUGACCGUAGCUUCUAGUGAUGUCCGACACUGCUGUCUAUAGGCAUUUUAACCCCUUAAAUACCUUCAAAUCCCUGCCAAGAAACUCUCCACUGCAUGUACGAUGCUUGGGACAGCUGGGCUCUCGCCGUCCCCCUUCCCCCCCAACCCCAUAGUCGUCACCGUGGUGACAGCCCGGCAAGCCACGUGUCUGUAUAUAGUGAAUGUUAAGUAUUUGCAAGUACUUUUCUGCAUUCAUUUGUCUGUUUUUUUUAUUAGUUUCUUUCUAAAUCCAGUGUGUUUAGUGGAACUUUUUCAGGACGCCGCCGCCGCCAGUCGAGGCUCCUCCUGUGCAAGUGUGUAAUAUAUUUGAAUGUUCCAUGCUUGUGGACUCUGUAGUCAUCCUAAAGAGUUUUUAUUUUUGGGUUUUAUUUCUCUGUCAUAUAUCGCUGGGUUUGUUAUACCACUGGAUGUACAAAUUGUAAAGCAAAGACACUAGAGAACUAAAGGCAGACGCCAAAUUUCUUUUUUUCCCGUUUUUCUAAAAAGCUGAAAUGUGAUCAUGCAAUAGUUUUAAGGAUGGAGAGAGAGAGAGAGGAGGUUAUAUAUUACAUUAAAGGCCUCCGGUUGAACUUUUGGGCCUCAUGUUUGCAUCAUCAGAAGGGGACGGUUAUGUCAUCAUCAUUCAUGUUUCACCCCCCCCACCCCUCCACCCAUCUCGCUUAACCAACCACUGAUGUCAUUUCUGCCCUACGAUGAAGACGACACAGCCGCUAGUUUUUGCGCGCUUUAAAAGGCUUUAAAUGAUUUCAUAUCAGUACCACUUGUGUUGUAAUAAUGCCUUUUGAAGUGACAGGAGGUAAAAGCGGUGUUUUUUUGUUUUCUAGGGCAGCAACCCCCCCCCCAACCCAGCUCAUCCAGGACAUGAAAUCAAAGGCGUUUCAGUCCUCACUUAGUUCUUCCAGCAGCCUGAAAAGUCUCUGUUCUGUCCCCCCCCUCUCACUUCACCUCUAUCAUGUGGGAUAAUAAAAUAAAAAAUGAACAAAAAAAAGAUAAAGCACAUAAUCAUCUCCAGUGCCUCUCUGCCCACCUUCAGACAUCACUGUAACUCCGCUUCAGAUGUAAACAUACGGGCAUGGUUCAGUUUUAAUGGCUUUAAUAAUAAAAUACAGUCAAAUGUGAA
Molecule: messenger RNA, 4655 nt
Organism: Sebastes umbrosus (honeycomb rockfish)
Lineage: Eukaryota; Metazoa; Chordata; Actinopteri; Perciformes; Sebastidae
Gene: zdhhc17
Product: zinc finger DHHC-type palmitoyltransferase 17
Exons: 17
Coding region: 72-1940 (622 amino acids)
Biological process (GO): protein palmitoylation
Cellular component (GO): Golgi membrane
Molecular function (GO): protein binding; palmitoyltransferase activity
Source: RefSeq, a predicted model, not a curated record